AUGACGGGAUUGAAUGAUGACAAUGCUUUUGAACUAUUUUGUUGGCAUGCUUUCAAAAGAAAUAAACUGGAUGACGGUUAUGGAGAAUUUGUAGAACAGAUCAUAGAUUAUGCUGGGAGCCUUCCACUAGUUUUAACAGUGCUUGGUUCGGAUUUAUAUGGCAGAAGAGAAAAAAGUGAGUGGGAAAGUGCAUUGGAUCAGUACAGGAAAAUCCCACACCAAGAUAUUCAAAAAAUACUUCAAACAAGUUAUGAUAGAUUAAGUGAAAAUGAAAAGAAUGUUUUUCUUGACAUUGCAUGUUUUUUCAUUGGACAACGGCUUCAUGAUGUCAUUAAGAUACUAGAUAGUUUUGAUUUUUACCCAAACUCUUGCAUCCCAAGACUCAAGGAGAAGUGCCUUAUUCCGGAGGAUUUCAACGGAAGAUUGCAAAUGCACGACUUGUUACGAGAUAUGGGUAGAGAAGUUGUUCGAAAAGAAUCGCCAAAUCCAGGAGAAUGUAGCAGAUUAUUCUUUCAUAAUGAUGUUCGCGAAGUACUGGAGGAAGAUAUAGGAACAGAAAGAGUUGAAGUAAUUGAUAUAGAUUUUCCUGAAGGUGAUGAUAUUAUCCACUUGAGUCCCGAUGCCUUCAAGAAUAUGAAAAGACUCAGACUAUUUAGAUGCCUCAAUGCACACUUUUUUGGAGAGCUUAAUUGUCUACCUAAUUCAAUAAGAGUGCUUGAUUGGCCUAAAUGUCCUUUACAAUCUAUGCCAUCUAAAUUUCGUGGGGACAAACUCUCUAUUCUACACAUGCCCCGUAGUCGCAUCCAGGAGAUACGCUUGGAAUUUAAGAAUCUCACAGUUAUGAAUUUGAAACGUUGUGAAUUCAUAACAAAACUCUCGCAUAUUUCAAGCUGCCCAAAUUUGAAGAAAAUAGAUCUUGGUUCUUGUAAAAAUCUAGCUGACGUUCAUGAUUCUGUUGGAUUCCUUGAUAAGCUGGAUGAAUUGUAUCUUGAUAGAUGUGGCAACCUAAAGAGCCUUCCAAGGGUACUCCAAUUGAAAUCUCUGCAAAUCCUUAAUCUUAGUCGUUGCUCAAGCCUUCAAAACUUUUCUGAAAUCGAACAUGAAAUGAAACAUUUAAGUAGAGUCAAGUUAUCGGGCACCGCAAUAGAAGAAUUGCCUUCAUCCAUUGGGUACGUCACUGGGCUUGAAAGUUUAUACCUGACAAAACUGCAGUUCUGCAAUGGAUUUGUGAUCAAGCUAAUGAAUAUGCUGAGUUAG
Molecule: messenger RNA, 1257 nt
Organism: Juglans regia (Persian walnut)
Lineage: Eukaryota; Viridiplantae; Streptophyta; Magnoliopsida; Fagales; Juglandaceae
Product: disease resistance protein RUN1-like
Exons: 3
Coding region: 1-1257 (418 amino acids)
Biological process (GO): defense response
Molecular function (GO): ADP binding
Source: RefSeq, a predicted model, not a curated record